Molecule: messenger RNA, 1420 nt
Organism: Alternaria alternata
Lineage: Eukaryota; Fungi; Ascomycota; Dothideomycetes; Pleosporales; Pleosporaceae
Exons: 1
Coding region: 104-1021 (305 amino acids)
Source: RefSeq, a predicted model, not a curated record
ACUCUCUUCCUGCCUCAACGACUCCUUCACCACCACACCGACCCCGCCUGAAUACAACGCAACGUCUACAAACCUCGACGGCGACGCCAUCACAAUCAUCACCAUGACCAGCGUACUGAAAGGCGGCUUUGGCUCGCCAAAUGGUGCGCCUUUGCUGGCGACCAACUCCGGCACUGAGUUUGUCAACACUGUCUGCCCGCUCAAAGGCGCCCUUGAUGGCUAUGACAACACAAUACCCUGCAGCAAACAGAAGAUCCACGUCCCGCAAAACUUCUGCGAUGCCAUGGCCAUCCGCGAAGAAGUCUAUGGCGAGCAGGGCGUGCCUCUUGAAGCCGAGUUCGACGAAGACGAUGCCCGCAGCUGGCACUGGGUCGCUUAUGCUUCCGUUGCCACCCACACAACCCACCCCCCGAAGACACUGCGCCGCUCCGACUCUGGCAACACGCCCGCUGACGACGCGCGACGCGCCUCUGCCACCGCCACCCGCGUUCCCGUCGCGACUAUUCGGCUCAUUCCUCCGCCCCACGGACCGAACAAGUACGUCGACGAGGACAAGACGGACAAACACGCCGAUGCAGACCCACCCGGCGAGGAACAGGAGACUAAGCACCCGCCGGAGCCUUACAUCAAGCUCGGCAGACUUGCAGUCCUGGCGCCCUACCGAAGCCUCGGCCUUGCGAAGCUGCUCGUCAACGCUGCGCUCGACUAUGCCAUGAUGAACCCCGACCUGAUCUACCGGCCUCCGUCUCCCACCGCUUUGGAGAUGGCACAGAUGCUGGGCAACAACAAGGAGCGCGAGAUUACUUGGCAAGGGUUGGUCAUGAUCCACGCCCAAGCUAACCUCCAGAGCAUGUGGGAGAAGCACGGUUUCCACGAGGAGCUGAGGAACGACAACGGUGAAGUCGAGAUACCAGCAGAGCCUCACUGGAUCGAGGAAGGCAUCGAACACGUAGGCAUGUGGAAGAGACUGUCUGUCGAGAAACGAAAGAGGUUGUCUCUAUCCUCCCUGGACUCUUCCUGAGCCUGGUCGCGUCUCCGCCCGCGUACAUUGGCUCAACAUUUUCACGCAAUUCGCGUGUAUGAGCCUAGAAAUCACUCUCUACUUCUUUGCGGACCCCUUCAUAAGACUAUUCACUUACACUUGUGUUUCAAGUCUUCACGCCGGGCAUCACCCAGGAUCUAUCAUCGCUACAAGACCCUGGAUAUUAUGACGACUUUCACACUCGUUUCACCCAUGCGACGAUUCAACAUUGCUUAUACCCCCACACCGCACGAUCACGACGACACGGCCGAACUUCACUAAAACUUGCUUUAUUUGCUUAUAGACAAGAGGGAUAGGAGUGCAAGCGAUAGAUGGCGUAGCGGUAUUUUGUAUCAAAUCAACACCAAAAGUUACAUCUCGUACAUGUCAUUUAUUUGC